This is a messenger RNA of Schizosaccharomyces cryophilus OY26, 1791 nucleotides long. Its product is annotated as Svf1 family protein Svf1. Lineage: Eukaryota; Fungi; Ascomycota; Schizosaccharomycetes; Schizosaccharomycetales; Schizosaccharomycetaceae. Gene Ontology annotation, biological process: response to oxidative stress. The transcript is spliced from 3 exons. The record is from RefSeq and is a predicted model, not a curated record. The coding region runs from base 151 to 1293 and encodes 380 amino acids. Gene Ontology annotation, cellular component: cytoplasm.
UGGCUUUCUUUAAUGCAAAAAUAGACUUGGCCUUUACCAACUAUUCACCACUUUAUUUUGGCUAUUCUACGUCCUGCUUCCAGGUGCUCUUGAUCCUGUCGUGUUAUUGACUUUUUACCUCUGUUGUAAAAUUCCACGGUUUUUUUAAUAAUGAGAGCCUGGCUUCAAUCCAAUAUAUCAUAUUUAACUGGUACUGCAGAACCUGUUUACGGCGCUGAAGCAAUUCAACCCGUCACCGCUACUGUACAAGGUAUCAAUCCUUACCAUACAUUGGACGAUGAUGACUACCGGUGGUCCACUCCUGCCUCUAGCCAUGUUGAAACCCAAGUCUUUUAUAUUCGUCCUAAUAAUGGCAACCUUAUGUGCUUUGUUCAAUUGAUUCAUUCUAACUUGGGUUCAUGGACAACUACAGCUCAGUCUACAUGUCGAAUUUUUGAUCUAGACAAUCCUGAAAAUGAUUUAUGGACUUCUACCAAUUUGGAUCAAUUCAGCUUUGAGAAUGACCACACUUGUUUUAGAGCCGCUAAUAUUUCUAUUGACCUUGAAGGAAAGUCUGCAUAUAGAAUCCGCUCAUCCGUUAAUAUGGAUUCUAUUAUUGAUCUUGUUAUUCAUCAAGAAAGUCCCCCUUUUAAGAUUGGUGAGAAUGGUACUAGUAACUACGGUACCGACCCCUCCAAACCUUGGGCAAGCAUGAAGCAUGUUUUCUGGCCCCGUACCCGUGUUGAAGGCAAUAUUGUCUCAAAAGGUAAAGUAGUUGAUGUAACAGGUACUGGUUUGUUUGUUCACGCUUUACAAAACGGGAAGCCUCAACAUCUGGCUUCUUCUUGGGAAUUUGCUCUAUUGCAAAAUCCCAGAUAUACCGGUGUUAUGAUGCAGUUUAAGACCCCUCCGAGUUAUGGAUCCACGAUCGUUAACGUCGGUGGUAUCGUAUCAAAGGAUGGGGUUUUGGCCGCUACUGUUGACAAUACAAUUGAGCAUGUAGGUGUAACAAUGGACCCAGAAACAGAAUGGCCUGAACCUACUCGUAUUGCCUAUGAGUGGGACGGUAAGGAUGCUGAAAAUUAUGAAAAGCCUGUCCAUAUGUCAGUCGAUGCACCUUUGGGUAGACGUUUGCAGCGUAUCGACGUUCUCUCGGAAAUCCCCACAUGGCUCCGUGGAUUUGUUCACAAUGUUUCUGGCACAAAACCUUUUAUUUACCAGUACAUGACUCCUGUUACAUUCAGACUGAAGGUUAACGGUGAAGAGAUUGAGGAAAAAGCUACUCUGUUUAAUGAAACCACAUUUAUCUCUUAAAGGUGAUGUUUAAAAAAAAGCUUUAUUCUCUUUUUUACUGUUCUGGUGCAUUCUGGUCAAUUCAUGAAGUCUCGUCUUAAACAGUGGUUUAUUGUACCAAUUUUUUUAAAAAAAUUAUCAAUGCUUUUCUUCCUUUUGACAGUGAAAGUCAUUCUAUUUACAGUGCAUAAUUCCUUAUUACUCGUUCAUAUUUACGAUAGGGUCACGUUUCUGCAUAUUUCCAUUCCUGUGUACAUUCGCACUUGAAGUUAUGGUUUAUGUUUGGAUUAAUUAAAGUACAUUCAUUUUUUUUUCGACAGGAUAAUCGGUGUUAAAAAUAAAAACUUCUGGUUCUGAAUUAUAUCUGAAUUAUAUUUUUUAUAUAUGUUUAACUAGGUUGGAUUUUUUCUGUCCCCAACUUUAUCGAGAUUUGAAACACCAAAUUUGUAUUCAUAGAUGUAUUAUUUCUAAAGGUUAUUUCUCUUUCUGGUUUGCGCAUUUGGUUUCUUCAUUCACCCG